Aspergillus chevalieri is the source of this 2235-nucleotide messenger RNA. RefSeq lists its product as uncharacterized. NCBI's taxonomy places the organism in Eukaryota, Fungi, Ascomycota, Eurotiomycetes, Eurotiales, Aspergillaceae. Gene Ontology annotation, molecular function: protein serine/threonine kinase activity; ATP binding. The transcript has 4 exons. The coding region runs from base 1 to 2235 and encodes 744 amino acids. Gene Ontology annotation, biological process: intracellular signal transduction; protein phosphorylation. Gene Ontology annotation, cellular component: cytoplasm; nucleus. The record is from RefSeq and is a predicted model, not a curated record.
AUGACCGUCACAUACGAUCUGCCACGGAGUACUGCUCCUACAUCAAUGGCGACUCUUGAAGACAGAUUCGAGGUCAUGAAGGAAAUUGGAGAUGGUAGCUUUGGUAGCGUGGCCGUGGCACGGGUCCGGACGGCGGGAUCCAACAUUGCCCGGAGAGGGACAAUGGUCGCGAUCAAGACGAUGAAGAAGACUUUCGAUUCAUUGACACCGUGUUUAGAAUUAAGAGAAGUCAUCUUCCUCCGCACAUUGCCCAUCCACCCUCAUCUCGUUCCCGCACUUGAUAUCUUCCUCGACCCCCUAUCCCGAAAGCUCCACAUCUGCAUGGAAUACAUGGACGGCAACCUCUACCAGUUGAUGAAGGCACGAGACCACAAGGCUUUUGACGCCAAGCACGUCAAGAGCAUCCUCUACCAGAUUAUGUGCGGUUUGGAUCACAUCCAUGCUCACCACUUCUUCCACCGCGAUAUCAAGCCAGAGAACAUUCUGGUUUCUACGUCCGCCCCCAAUGACUCUGCCUUCAGUCGCUACUCCAACCUCGUUACUCCUCCUUCCACUCCUCCCACCUACACCGUCAAGAUCGCCGAUUUUGGUCUGGCACGCGAAACCCACUCCAGAAUGCCCUACACAACCUAUGUCUCGACCCGUUGGUAUCGGGCCCCUGAAGUCCUUUUGCGGGCCGGAGAGUACUCCGCCCCGGUCGAUAUGUGGGCAGUUGGUGCUAUGGCCGUCGAGAUCGCGACGCUCAAGCCUCUGUUCCCCGGUGGCAACGAAGUGGACCAGGUAUGGAGGGUUUGUGAGAUCAUGGGUAGCCCCGGAAACUGGUAUAGCAAGUCUGGUUCGAAACUCGGUGGUGGUGAAUGGAGAGAAGGGGCCCGUUUGGCCCAGAAGCUGGGGUUCACUUUCCCCAAGAUGGCACCUCAUUCAAUGGAGAGCAUUCUGCAGCCGCCUCAAUGGCCUGCGUCUCUUAGCCACUUCGUGACUUGGUGUCUCAUGUGGGACCCUAAGCAGCGACCGACAUCCACACAAGCCCUGAACCACGAGUACUUCGCAGACGCCGUGGAUCCAUUGCGUCCCAAGUCUUCGACUGCCCGUCUGCUGGGUCGGAAGCAAUCAGACAAGAGCUUCAAGUCCGCCAUCAAGGAGACAACCGACUCUCCAACUCUGUCUACCAAGCCGUCUUGGUUCCGACGGUCAUUCAUUGGAAAGACUGAGAACCAGGUACCUGCUGUGGAGACAGAACAACCAGCCCGGGCAGCUCCGGUCCCGUCUUACAAUGCGACCGUUGACGCACAGCCUGUCAACAAGGCCAAACAAGCACAAGCCAACUCGACUUUCACUCAUGACAACAGUAGCAACGCUACAAGUGUCACCUUUGCGGACAAUAAGGCAAGCAAGAAGAUUGGCAGACAACUAUCGCUGAACUCGCACGGCAACCACUAUGCCGACGUCCACCGGCAAGAGGCUGAGAAAGCACUCAACGGGGGUAACGGUGGAAUGGCAACCACAACAAAGGAGAGCUUCUUCUCGCACCUGCGCAAGCGUGCGCGGAGACUUUCUGGUCGCAAUCAAUCGCAUACUGCGAGCGACGACGCUGAGGCUAAUGCAGGUUGUAUGCCGUGGUCAAAUCGGUCGUCCUUGGCGCUGGAAUCCAACAACGAAGCAAAGCAAGGCUCUGAUCUUUCGGAGUUGGACAAGGCUCUUCAGAACGUCAAAUAUUCGCUCGAUACCUCGUCAAAGGGCAAUGUUCCGGUUCAGAUCACCUCCCCAAUCGAGGGCACCAAGCGCCAAUCGAUGCCCCAGGGCUCCAUUCGAUCCUCGAUAACAGAGAGUCCCAGCUCUACCAGCGGCUCUGCUGGGCCGACCUCUGGCCGGACCAGACGCGCCAUGCAGAUGUCUACUCACCCGGUGCACCGAUAUGAGACGCCCGAGGAGGAAGACGAGCUUUUGGACGAAGUGCUGCAUUCGGCUACGAAGGCUGCCAAGCGGUUGGCGCAACAGAACCAUACGUCUGAUGCCAACUACAGCCAUCAGCCCAUGGCCAAGGACAACACGCAGGCCUUGCCUAGUCCCUAUCCGACUCCUUCCCCUUCCGCCAACGGCGCCUCUUUCGGCCAGGACACGCCAUGCCGGAAAGAUGUGAAACCAGACAACCGUCAAUGGCCCACCCCACCUUACGAGGAGGGCUGGACGAGUCCGACUUCUGCCACUUUCCUUAGCAGUCCCACUUACAGGUAA